This is a messenger RNA of Syngnathus acus (greater pipefish), 1237 nucleotides long. RefSeq names its product centrosomal protein of 55 kDa-like. The record is from RefSeq and is a predicted model, not a curated record. Gene Ontology annotation, biological process: mitotic cytokinesis; regulation of phosphatidylinositol 3-kinase/protein kinase B signal transduction. Lineage: Eukaryota; Metazoa; Chordata; Actinopteri; Syngnathiformes; Syngnathidae. The transcript has 9 exons. Bases 19 to 1104 code for a protein of 361 amino acids.
AAGUCUUCAAAUUCGAGGAUGAAAACCAGACCUCGUAUGAAAGUAAUAUUUCCGAUGUUCCCCGAAGGCGUCUUUGUCUUCCAAACCAUCCAGCUUUGGGAGCAAACAUUACUUUUGUUGAAAAUUCUCUCUCUAAAACAGACCGUAGCUCCUCAAAAUAUUAAAUACAUCGUAUCUUGUAACAGGAUUCUGGAAGGAAUGGACCCCAUGUCUUCUGAACAGGACAACGCUUCAAAUGGGCAGUUCUCCAGUGAUGUUGCAGAGCUCCAAAAGCGUCUCAAAGAUGCCUUGGCCGCCAACCAGCAGUGGCUGGCUUACAACCAGCAGCGAGAGGCCUACGUGAGGACAGUCUUGGACAGAAUGCUAUGGCUGGACAGCCAGCUGGACCAGGCCGUCCGGGCCCAGUUCACGCAGCACAAUAAGGAGCAUUCAGAGGCAGACGAGAGAAUAAGCGAGAUGAAGCAGCACUUUGAAAGCCUUCUGGCGAUUGGUCAAGACAACCUGGCGAUACUGAAGCGGCAGCUCGACGUCACCCUCCAAAACCUGGCAGAUGCUAAAAAUAGAUAUGAGAAAAAAGAGCUGGAGGCAAGUGAGCUCAAGCAGCAACUCGAGCGCUCUUCCGAGGAGAAAGAGCUGGUGAAGGAUGAGGUGAGAGCGCUUCAGUGGAGACUGGAUGAGGAGAAGGAUCGCACCGCCAAAUUGGAAGAGCAGUCUUCUGUCGUUCAGAUGUCCAUGGUAAAGUGCCACAAUGCUAGCCAGGACAAGAUCGCUGACCUGGAGCGACAGGUCCAUACUUCCUCCCUGGACCUUGAGGACGAGAUGGAGAACUGUUCAUAUUUGAAGACACAGCUGAUCAAACUUCUCAAUAUGCUGCGAAGACGCGACGACCAACUGGCACACUAUGAAAAGAGAAAGCAACAGGAGGAAGACGACAAGGAGGAGGACGACGAGCCCAUCUAUGAAGAAAUGAGACCCUGCGGGUCGUCGUCACCCAAUGACGGCAGCUCAGAUAAGAGCUCCCUGGAGUGCCCUGUCUGUGGGAUCCAGUGUCCUGUCAGGAAGUACCGGCAGAUGAUGGACCACCUGGAAGUCUGUCUGAACUAAACUAAACCGAAAAACACCGUGAGGUCUCUAAUUGUUCACGUUAUGAGUUGUUCGCGUUAAAAUAUGAAUUCAAGAUCUUCUCGUGUUCUCAUGUACGCUUUGAUGAAUUUAAAUAAUUAAAAAAUGGAUUUAU